Molecule: messenger RNA, 1107 nt
Organism: Aspergillus ochraceoroseus IBT 24754
Lineage: Eukaryota; Fungi; Ascomycota; Eurotiomycetes; Eurotiales; Aspergillaceae
Product: alpha/beta fold hydrolase
Exons: 1
Coding region: 1-966 (321 amino acids)
Source: RefSeq, a predicted model, not a curated record
AUGGCCGACUUCCAGCACAUACGCUUGUCCAACAAGCCCUCAGCUCAAAUCUCCUACAGCUUCCAUCCACCCGUGAACUGUACGAAGCCAGUAUUGAUUGUGUUUCUGAAUGGGCUCGGACUACCACAGGUCGCUUGGUUACCGGCAAUUGCCCAGCUGAAGCAGAUUCAGCAGAGCACUUCCAGCGCUUCCCCGGCUAUUCUGACCUACGACCGCUUCGGUCAGGGACAGACCACCGAUCGUGAUCCACAAGACGAAGGGGCCCCGGACCCAUUCCACGGCCAUGACUGUGUCGCUGCCGUUGAAGAUCUCCGCCAGCUUAUUACCCAGAUCAGUUCGCAAAAGCUGGGCAUCACAGACGUCGACAGCGUGGCUGUAGUGAUUGUUGCGAAUUCCAUCGGAUGUGCGUUGGCUCGACUCUACGCCCAGAGGUAUCCUGGGACCGUUGCUGGCCUGUUACUCCUCGACAGCAUUCUCGCCAAUUCCGAUUUUGUCUCUAUACUCCCCGAUCCGGACGCGGACGGCUUCGAAGCGAGCCAACUUCCCCCUGGCGUUACCCCCGAUGUCCUGCGCACUGCACGGGCAGGUAUACGACGUGUCUUCCAUCCCGAUGUCGGCAGCAAGGAAGGCUUGAGUCGAAAGAAUUUGAUGAGACUCCUCCCGGCCAGCGACAAGCCUGCCCUUGUCGGUCCCGGCCAGCAGCGCGGCGGCCCCUUUGUGACUGUUGUUGGACAUGACUUUGAAGCCUUUGCCGAAGAAUCCGCCAAAAUGGGCCGUUCCAAGUUACUCACCACGGUGUAUAUGAACCCGUACUGGCACAAGUACAACGAGGGGCUAGCAAAGAUAACCGAACCGGAAAGGAGUAAAGGGCCACUGCAAGCACCGCAUUCCGGGCAUUUUAUACAGAAGGACAACCCGGAGUUUGUGGCCCAAGAAUUGCAUGAGCUCCUCUCGAAAAUCAUGUAGGUAGCUAUGUCGGAGAGACUCUACGGGUGGAGGGGUGCUUGAAGUUAUACGAUAAGUUUCCAUGUUUCCGAAUUGCCCAACAGCAUGGGUAAUUAGAAUAGUAGUCAGAUACUAUCAUUCAAUUACAUGAACCAUUUAAAG